Messenger RNA from Lytechinus variegatus (green sea urchin), 1703 nucleotides. RefSeq names its product sterile alpha motif domain-containing protein 15-like. The transcript has 3 exons. NCBI's taxonomy places the organism in Eukaryota, Metazoa, Echinodermata, Echinoidea, Temnopleuroida, Toxopneustidae. The record is from RefSeq and is a predicted model, not a curated record. Gene Ontology annotation, molecular function: protein binding. Bases 53 to 466 code for a protein of 137 amino acids.
AAGAAACUGAUCGUAUUGCAUAGCAACAGACAGCGCAGGUACACCGAACACUAUGGCGGGGCCUGGCGAUCCGAUUUGUUUGUACUGGACAUGUGACCAAGUAGCAGAUUGGAUUGCUGAACUUGGGUUCCCACAAUAUAAAGCCUGCUUCACAACUAAUCUGAUCACUGGUAGAAAGCUUAUUAUCGUUGAUGCCUCAACUUUACCAAGGCUUGGCAUUACUGACUUUGAUCAUAUAAAGUUCAUCGCAAGGAAUAUUAGAGACAUGCUAGGGGUAGAGGACCCAUACUGGAAUCGGAGUAUAUCAUUACCUCACAGAGAACUGAAAGGCAUGUACCUGGAACGCAAGAGCAUUUCUGGGAUGAAGGCAGACAGUCUCACACUCUCAAAGUACCAGAAAGAACUUCGUAGAAUCGAGAUUGAAAAGGAGCUUAAAACUCUCAAAAGUGCCCAAGUUAAGAGAUAACAGGUUGACAGUGAACUAUAAUUUUAAAAUGAACCGUGGCCAGCUCUAUGUAACGUGUGUAAAUUUAUUCAAGGAUUAGGAUGACUAUUACCGCACAAAUUGAUAAAAGAUAUUUUAAAAUGAAAACAAUUUUGAAUACGAGUGUGAAAUGAAAGCCACCAAUAUAUUUGAUGCUUAUUUUUACACUAAUCUUUAGUCCAUGUGAGGCAAGACUCGUUUUAAUAUAAAGUAGGUAACAAGAAGUGUUUGUCUGGUUUGAAUGGAAAUCAGUCUUUGAUUAAGUGUGACAGUGACAGUGCAUGAUGAUUGAACAAAUAUAAACAAAUGUACAAGGUUUUUGCCCCAAAUAAAGACAAUUACAUGUACCUUCAUCAUCUAAUUAUUUUAAAUAAUUAUUGUGAAAAUGUGAGUGGAUGAAGAAGUCUGAAAAAUUCUACUCUAUUUUUAGGAAUUUCCUCUUUUCAUCAGUAUUACUUAUACAUGUAUCAAUAUUUUUAUUGAUUAGUACUCUUUCAUUUGUUUUUUUUUUUUUUUUUCAAAUUUGAACUCAGAUCAUUUAUGAAACUGAAACCACACUGACUUCAUUUUUGAAAGAAUUGGGAAUUUAUCAUGUGUUGCUCAUUCUGCCUUAUCCAAGAUAGUUUAUAAAUGUAUCAUUUUGGGCUAAAAAAAAAAACCUGUCGGAUAAAAGUCGAUCUAUUUGAAAAAUUACUUCUUGAUGUUAAUAUAUUUUCACAGACUCACAUAGUAAAAAAAUAAUCAUUUGUUGACAGGAUUGGGCUCAAUUACAUGGUAAUUGAUCAAUUGUGUAAUUAAUUACAUUUUUCAAGUAAUUGUAAUUUUACUUGAAAUUUUGAAAGGGAAAGUAAUUGUAAUUGAAAAUGAAAAAUAUGUAAUUGACUUCAGUUACCGUCAAUUACUUUUGAUUACAUUCAAUUACUUUACAAUAAACUUAUUUCAUUUUAUGAUUUAAUAUCAUGACCUUUUUCAUGUCAACUGCUCCAUCAUCAAAGAAUGUAAUAGGCAGAAUCUGUGCUCUUUAUUUAUUUUGUUAAACAUAAACCUUCAUCUUCCUGUUGUUUCUCUGUAAUUUACAUAUAUUAUUAAGUUGAAAUAGGUGGUUCUAGUACUGUACAUGUAUGCAGAUCCAGAAUACAAAUUGAUUUCAUUUAUGGCUUUUAUAGAAAGUAAUUGAAAUUGUAGUUGUUAUUGACAAAACUAAUUGGUAAUUGUAAUU